Mya arenaria is the source of this 1338-nucleotide messenger RNA. RefSeq lists its product as uncharacterized. Lineage: Eukaryota; Metazoa; Mollusca; Bivalvia; Myida; Myidae. The coding region runs from base 1 to 1338 and encodes 445 amino acids. The record is from RefSeq and is a predicted model, not a curated record. The transcript has a single exon.
AUGAAACAUGGAACUAAACGGCAAAUCUCUGUUGUUCUGAGACAAACGAACCAUGCACGCGCUAAUCUGAAAGAGACACUGCAGACACUGGAACUUCAGCGUCAACAAAGUAUCGUGCUUAUGAACGUCAAAGAAAACGAUUUGCUAGCAACGAUCGCCGAGUUAUCUUUAGAAGAGAAGGGCAAAAAUGAACUUGACGUUUUGAAACACACAAGCGAUGAAGUGCUUGUCACUUUAGAUUCUGAAAAUAAACCAAGGGAGACAAUCGAUAAAUCCAUACGGACCAGUUUUCUUGCCCCAAACUCUGAUACAAACCAAAGGUCGCCCAAAACGCUAAAGAAAAUAGAUAAAUCCAUACAGACCAGUUUUGAUGCCUCGAACCCUUGUGCAAACCAAAAGUUGCCCAAAACGCUAAAGAAAAUAGAUAAAUCUAUACAGACUGUCUCUCAUUUUGCGACCCCUGAUGCAAAACAAAGGUCAUCCAAACGGUUUUUAGAAAGACAAAUCGGGCAUAAAAUGACUAUAUUCACUGUUAGAUCAGAGACUGACGUAAACACGUGCAGUAUUUUUGCCGUUUACUUAAUUGAAUAUGGAGUUCUUGUUGCUGAUUGUAGCAACAGAAAACUUAAGCUCUUCAGUCGUAAAUUUGACUUAAUUUGUGAACACUCGCUGCCCGGACAGCCGGUCGAUAUGUGCUACGAUGGAGAGAAUUGCUAUGUCUGUUAUUCAGACCUUAAGAAAGUGACAAACCAUCGCAUAAACAAGACAUCCAUUUGGGAUGUUACUGCAUUUUUGACCCGUAAUCAACCACUUAGCCUAACUAUGUUCGACUCUCGGCUGAUGAUUUUGUUUGGGAAUAAUGAUAAUUUUGACAGCACGGCAGUUGACGAUGUACAUAUUGAAAUUCGAACGGGAUGUUAUAUAGAUGUAUCCAUACAUCAAUCCGAUGACGAAGGUUUGGAAUACAUCAAACACGCAAAGAAAGUUUUUGUGUUCGCUGUGUCGUCCAUAGUUCUCUCGGAAAACACGAGGGUGUCCUGCUACAAGGUCGAUACUCAUGCAAAAAAACUAACAGAUCGAAAAUGGUUCUACAAACCAUAUCAACAAAACGAUCUCAAAAAAGCGAAAGGGGUAGCGAGAGACAGUGAAGGAAACAUCUACAUAUGUGGUGAAGAUUCCAACAACGUUCAUCAGGCAUCGUCUUUAAAUUACAGUCGUAACCGUGUGAUUGUUCAGAACAUCAAUAGCCCCAUGUGUGUUGCUCUGGACGAUCAGAAAGAUAGACUCAUAAUCGGAUGUCGCGAUGAUAAUUAUCUGCAUGUAUACUCCUUCAAAUAG